Physeter macrocephalus (sperm whale) is the source of this 648-nucleotide messenger RNA. Its product is annotated as protein FAM187B-like. The coding region runs from base 1 to 648 and encodes 215 amino acids. The transcript is spliced from 2 exons. The record is from RefSeq and is a predicted model, not a curated record. Lineage: Eukaryota; Metazoa; Chordata; Mammalia; Artiodactyla; Physeteridae.
AUGGAGGAUAAUGGAAAAGGGGGUGGCCAUGUUGGCCACUUGUGGCUGCUUAGCCUUUCUCUCCCCACUUCGUGGGCCCAGAUAUUAGUCAGCUGUGCCUACAAGAGUCUCUGCCAGCAGGCCCUACUCUCAGGCAAUGAUGUUGUCCUGCAGUGUGACCAUCUCAAGGCACUCUGGUACUUCUCUUCCAUUCUGGGGGAGGAUCUCUUGUUGCUCUCCUCAGUGCCUAACAUAAAGAAACUGCCUGGGGGCAGCUUCCAAUUGACCAACCCUCAGCCCUCCCAGACAGGCCUCUAUCACCGUGAGGACAAUGACAAUGCCCUCGUGGUAGAGUAUGAGAUUGAUUUCCAAGAUGUCACUACCCUAAAUAUUACACACAAAGGCCUGGGCCAAAAGCCCCUGCAGAAUGAGACCCUGAGUCUGGGUGGCAAGGAGCUCAUCUUCACCCACUGGGAGCCCUGGCAGGACUGUAACCGCUGUGGGGAGCCAGGUGAGCGCAAACGCCUGGGGUACUGCUACAUCGAGGAGCCCCUGGAAAAACCCAUGCCCUGUUGGCUCUAUCUGCAAGAAGAGAAGGUGCAGUACAGACGCAUGUGGGCUGAGAUGCAGGUGGAAGCCUGCCUUAUACCCUGCGACCACAUCAAGUAA